UUUAAUUACUACUCGCUAUGUUUCUUCUUUUCUAUAGAUUUAUUGACGGCCCUGUUUAAUACAAUAAAAAUAUAUUAAUGUUGUAAUUCAUCGAAUUGUCAUCGGAACUUCAAACACUUUAUUUGCUAAAGUUUUGAUAUGGAUGCAGAGCCAAGUACAAGUAAUAGAAAAAAUGAAAAAUGCAAUGCAAAUAAUCAACGUUUGAUAGCCGAAAGUGGUGGUCGUUGCAUGAGCACACAGGCAAUGCAAUCGCUCUAUGAUUUCCGACAAAAUAAUCUGCUUUGCGACGCAGUAUUGAGAUUAGAGGAUGGUGGUGUCUUCCCGAUUCACCGAGCUAUACUUUCAGCAUGCAGUACUUAUUUCAGAACAUUAUUCACAACUACAUUGCAUUCUCGCGAGAAAACCGACGUUCUUCUGCCAGGUGUAACGAGUCCAAUGAUGAAUCUUUUGCUGGAAUACGCAUAUUUGCGAUCUAUUGAUGUAAAUCGUGAAAAUGUAUGUGAACUGUUGACCACGGCAGAUUAUUUAAGCAUCUUAGGUGUGCUUGAUUUAUGCUGUGAUUAUCUAAGGGAUAAUUUGGCUCCAGAAAAUUGCAUCGAAGUGAUGAGAUUCGCUCGUCAGCAUUUCUGCAAAAAAUUAGAAAAUGACGCUUACCGUUUUAUCGUAGGACACUUUGUCGAGGUAUCUCAAAGAAGCGAAGAAAUUUUAAAUUUACCUAUCGAAGAACUAAGGCCAUUAGUCGGUGCGGAUGAAUUAAAUGUUAAAAGCGAGCAGACUGUUUGGGAACUGGUUCUGAGAUGGAUAAAUCACGAUUCAGAAUUCAGAAAGGAUUAUAUAGUCGAUCUGAUGAAAAACAUCAGGCUUGGUCUUUUAGAUACACAGUUUUUUCUGGAGAAUGUCAAGGAUCAUCCUUACGUUGUGGGCAACGAUGCGUGCAGACCCAUCAUCAUUGAAACUUUGAAAUUCUUGUACGAUCUAGAAAUGAUCACACAAAAAGACGGAGAAGUGCCCACACCGGAAAUUGCGCGACCAAGAGUUCCACACGAGAUUCUGUUCGCCAUAGGUGGAUGGAGCGGUGGCUCCCCGACAAAUUAUAUCGAAACGUAUGAUACAAGAGCAGAUCGCUGGAUUCCGAUCGAGGAAACGGAUCCGACUGGUCCGCGAGCUUAUCACGGACUCGCGGUGGUUGGUUUCGAUAUCUACAUCAUCGGAGGAUUUGAUGGAGUCGAUUAUUUCAACAGUUGUCGUUGCUUCAACGCGGUGACCAAGGUGUGGCGAGAAGUUGCUCCCAUGAACGCUAGAAGAUGUUACGUUAGUGUAGCAGUUUUGAAUGAUUUGGUCUACGCGAUGGGAGGAUACGACGGGUAUCAUCGACAAAAAACGACAGAACGUUAUAAUUACAAGACAAAUCAGUGGUCCCUCAUUGCGCCAAUGAAUGUGCAGAGAUCUGAUGCUAGCGCAACUACUUUGAACGACAAGAUUUAUAUUACGGGCGGUUUCGACGGACACGAUUGCAUGAAUACGGCUGAAGUAUAUGAUCCGAACACCAACCAAUGGACAAUGAUAACUGCAAUGAGGUCGCGCAGAAGCGGUGUUUCGUGCAUAUCUUAUCACGGCUGCGUUUAUGUUAUUGGAGGUUUCAAUGGAAUAUCAAGAAUGUGCAGCGGGGAAAAAUAUAAGCCUUCCACGAAUACUUGGAGUCAUAUUCCCGAUAUGUAUAAUCCGCGUAGUAACUUCGCCAUUGAAGUAAUUGACGACAUGAUAUUUGCUAUCGGUGGCUUUAACGGUGUGACUACAACAUAUCAAGUGGAAUGUUACGAUGAGAAAACGAACGAAUGGUAUGAAGCGACAGACAUGAAUAUAUGUAGAUCGGCACUGUCGGCCUGCGUAAUAAUGGGUCUUCCAAAUGUAUAUGAUUAUAUACACAAGCAUCGUGAACGACUUAUGGAAGAAAAACGUCAGAAAUUACUAGCUCACGAAGUACGUCGAAAUCAGCAUCAACAACAACAACAACAACAGGAACAAGAGCAAAUGAGACAAAAUACGCAAAUCGGACCAGUCAUACCGACACCACCACCUCUACCACGAACAAACGAAAACAUUAAUAAUAAUAAUAAUCGUCGGCGUUGAAGUCAAAGAUCAUUAUCACAUAAGCCGUGUACCAUCUGUCUCAUUUAAUUGAUCCUUGAUGCAAAUUUGGGAUUAUUAUCAGACGUAACGGGGAAUGACAAUCAGUUUACAGCUAAUUAAUCAACUGUUAAUAUAGUACAGAGACAGCUUUUUAUAUACUCAUUAUUAUCCUUGUCUACUCACAUGGAAUGUAUUUUCAGACUACCAUUUACUCAGCUUUGUUAAGUUAAA
Messenger RNA from Linepithema humile (Argentine ant), 2361 nucleotides. RefSeq names its product kelch-like protein 10 (gene klhl10). The record is from RefSeq and is a predicted model, not a curated record. NCBI's taxonomy places the organism in Eukaryota, Metazoa, Arthropoda, Insecta, Hymenoptera, Formicidae. Gene Ontology annotation, molecular function: protein binding.